AUGGCGUCCCAGAAAGUUCCUAUUACCUUUGCAGGUAUGCUCUAUGACCGCUUCCAGCCACUCCAGUCUGGAGAGGUCGUCCCCGAAGGAAUCGACCUUAAUUUCCUCGCUUUGAGCCACCCAAGAGACAUAUUUGACCGCAUGGUCGGCGGGAAAGAGUUUGAUGCCUCGGAACUCAGUUUGAGCGAAUACAUAUGCCGCUAUGCGGCCGGCCACCGCGAUUUCGUUGCCCUACCGGCCUUUCCAUCCCGAGCAUUUCGCCAUGGAUACAUCGCAGUGAACAGCAAUAUCGUCAAAGAGCCAAAAGAUCUGAAUGGCAAAAAAGUAGGCGUGCCGCUCUAUACCAUAACAGCGGCUGUAUGGAUUCGCUCUGUGCUCAAGCAACAUGGUGUCGACCUCGAUAGUAUACAAUGGGUGCAGGGCUCCCUCCUGACUGCCGGACAAUAUGGAAAGCCGAAGGUAGCACCUCUGACAAAGCCAGUGAAUAUCGUCCAAAACGAGAGUGACAAGUCGCUCAGCCAAAUGCUUGAGGAUGGCGAUCUUGCUGCCACAAUUGGAGCCGAUAUUCCUCCUUGUUUUAGAACCGCGGAACAUGUCAAGAGACUAUUCUCGGACUUCAAAGAAGUAGAGAAGGCAUAUUUUCAAGAAACGGGCAUCUUUCCCAUCAUGCACACAGUUGUCGUGAAGCGGGAGCUGGUUGAUAAGCAUCCCUGGCUUCCAUCCAGCCUCUUCCAUGCUCUAAAUGAUUCAAAGGAAGUGGCAAGAAUCCGUAUGCGCUUUCUUGACGCUCUGAGAUAUAUGGUUCCAUGGUUACCUACGGCCAUAGACGAAAUUGAUGAAGUUUUUGGAGGCGAUGCAUGGGUUUAUGGUGUUGAGCCGAAUAGAAAAACACUUGAGGCACUUGUGGACGCCCUGUAUGACCAGGGAAUGAUAAGCAGCAAACCGACCCUUGAGGAGCUCUUUGCCCCCAUUCGUGGGCAAAAUUGGAAAGUUGGUUGGGGUACAACGCUUCCAAAGCCUUCACAAUAA
Messenger RNA from Talaromyces amestolkiae, 1029 nucleotides. RefSeq lists its product as uncharacterized. The record is from RefSeq and is a predicted model, not a curated record. The transcript has a single exon. NCBI's taxonomy places the organism in Eukaryota, Fungi, Ascomycota, Eurotiomycetes, Eurotiales, Trichocomaceae. Bases 1 to 1029 code for a protein of 342 amino acids.